CAUGAGUGGGUCACACCACAGGGAGUCACAACAGAGGCAAGAGAAGGUCUCACAGAAAGGAAGAAACAGGCUCUGCAAAGGAAUGAGGCCCGCCGAGCCAAGGCUUCUGAAGACCAGCUGAAGCAGAGGCUGCAAGAACUGGAGGCUGAACUGGAGGGGGCCCGGAGGGAAGGGAAGGCCAUAUAUACAGGUAUGCGGCUCGUCAGGCAGGUGGGCAGGAGACAGGGGCCUGAAAGAGGACAACCAAGAGGGCCAGAGGAUGCUAGGAAGGGAGACAAGGAGGACUUCCCCCUGCCCUGCCUAGUCUCAGCCUUCCCAGCUUGCACAGGAAUCCUGAAGGAACCAAAGGAAGGUCUCCAGGAUCCUGGGCGGGGACCUUCCACGAUGCCAUGCACCUGAUGUUGUGUGGAUUACAAAAUGCAUUCAUAGCCUUUAUCUCCUUCAUCCUGAGGGAGUGUGUGGGGAGAAGGGCUAGAGUCCCGAUCCUGAGCUGGCACCUGGCACCGGGGAAGGGGGCCUUGUUUCCUAGCUCUUUCCCCAGCUUCUCAGAAUCACCACAAGAAGAACCAAAAGGCCUUUAUGCUCCUGUCUCACUCGACCAAGUGGAGCCCUCCCCACCCAUAAAAUUUUCCAUCCUUUCUCCGCUGCUCUAUUUGGGCCUGGGUUCCUGGCCACCCACUAUCCCUGCCACAGAGAUGAGCCGUCAGCGCCAGGCCCUGCAGGAGGAGAUGGAGACCCGCAGCAGGCAGCUGGAGGAGGAAGUGAAGGGCCUUCGGGAGAAGUUAGACAAGUGCCAGAGGGAGGCUGAGGCUGCAGAGAGAGAGGCCAAGCAGGCCCUUGGAGAGCGGGACCGAACUCUGGCUCAGCUUCGGGCCCACGUGGCAGACAUGGAGGCCAAGUAUGAGGAAAUCUUACAUGGAAGCCUGGACGGGCUCUUGGACAAACUGAGAGCAGUCAAGCCUCAGUGGGACGGGGCUCUGCUGAAACUCCACGCCAGGUACAAGGAGCAGCUCCGCCAGUUUGGACUCAACCCCCUGGAUCUUUGAGAC
Molecule: messenger RNA, 1049 nt
Organism: Camelus dromedarius (Arabian camel)
Lineage: Eukaryota; Metazoa; Chordata; Mammalia; Artiodactyla; Camelidae
Gene: DRC12
Product: dynein regulatory complex subunit 12 homolog
Exons: 4
Coding region: 390-1046 (218 amino acids)
Source: RefSeq, a predicted model, not a curated record